Rotaria sp. Silwood2 is the source of this 804-nucleotide messenger RNA. NCBI's taxonomy places the organism in Eukaryota, Metazoa, Rotifera, Eurotatoria, Philodinida, Philodinidae. The record is from the annotation of a GenBank genome assembly.
AUGCAAUCACCAUCAUUACUUCGUAUGCCAUCACGUUCAUUUGAAUACUUGUCGUCAUCUGAUCAAGUUAUUCUUACUAAUAUCUUUCAUGCAUAUGAAAACACUUGUACAGUAGCAAAAAAUACUACCUUCCAAAAUUUUCCUGCUAUUCAACAUACUUCAAUGCAUGCAUUUAUUGAUGAAAUGUCUUCUGAAAUACAAAUCACUAUUGAAUAUUUAAAACUUAUACCUGAAUUUAAUAAUCUCAUCAUGGAUGAUAAAGUACGUCUUAUAAGAAAUCAUAUCGGUACGAUAAUUCAUAUAAAUGAACCUCUAUUGAUUCCAGUGCCGCCUGUUAAUCUUGUUGGAGCAUGGACCAAUCUCUUCGGACUUAAUACAACGAAAUCUAUUUUUAAACGUAAUCAAAUUAUUGAACAAUAUCUCUGUGAUCCUAUUAUAUUAAAAGUUGUUCUCAUUAUUCUUAUACUUUCGAGUAGCAAUAGUAGAAAUAUUGAUUAUAUAGAUAUCGAUCAAAUUUGUGAUGAUUCAUUAUCUAUAUUCAUAGCUCAAAAUAUUUAUGUUGAACUACUAUGGAAAUAUAUUUUAUCACGUUCACCAAAUGAAAGAAAUGCGGUGAAGUUUUUCAAUAGAUUAGUCAUGUUUAUAUUAUAUGCACAAAAUCUUCAUUUGCAUCUAGAUGGUUAUAUUAAUAGUUUAACACAUGAAAUCAAACAAAUGGAACCAAUGAUGCAAAACAUGUGGUUAAGAACAGAUAAUAAUGAAGAUAUGAAUGAAGUGAUUAUCGCUCAAGAUGUUUCUUCAUGA